Messenger RNA from Temnothorax curvispinosus, 3627 nucleotides. RefSeq lists its product as uncharacterized. Gene Ontology annotation, biological process: DNA integration. The transcript has a single exon. The coding region runs from base 1 to 3627 and encodes 1208 amino acids. Lineage: Eukaryota; Metazoa; Arthropoda; Insecta; Hymenoptera; Formicidae. Gene Ontology annotation, molecular function: nucleic acid binding. The record is from RefSeq and is a predicted model, not a curated record.
AUGAACAUAGAUGCUUACAUUUUGCCGAAAUUGACCUCUUCACUUCCUUCUCUUUCGCAUGAUAGAGAUGCAUGGUUGCAUCUGAAUAAUCUUCAAUUAGCCGAUCCAACAUUUAAUAAGCCAGGUUCCAUCGACCUAAUAAUAGGGGCUAACGUGUACCCUCAUAUCAUAGAAGAAGGUAUAGUAAGAGGAGAGCCUGAUACGCCUAUCGCUCAAUUAACCAAGCUUGGUUGGAUUGUAUCCGGGUUGGCUAGCCUUUGUAAAAUUAGUUCUCACGCUCAAGGUUAUCACGUUUCAGUUGAUGAGGAUCUUCAUGAUCUCCUUAAGAAAUUCUGGGAGACGGAAGAAGUUUCAGUUUCGAAUAAGACUUUAUCUAAAGACGAACAAGACUGCGAAGACCAUUUUGUAACUACUCAUUCUCGCGACACAAAUGGUAGAUAUAUCGUCAAACUUCCAUUUAAAGAUUCCCCGCAUAAGUUGGGAAAUUCAAAGGCUAAAGCCAUUCGACAAAUGACUAACUUAUAUCAUAAACUUUCUAAUAACGAUACUCAUGCUCAAUUGUAUAAAGAUUUUAUUAAUGAAUACGAAGCAUUAGAUCACAUGAAAAGAGUUGAUACGCAAAAUGAACCGGAUCUAGUAUACUAUCUUCCUCACCAUGGUGUUUACCGGGAACAUAGUCUCAGUACUAAAUUACGAGUCGUCUUCAACGGCUCCAGUAAAACAACUACCGGCUAUUCAAUAAAUCAGAUUCUUCAUUCGGGAGCAAAAUUGCAACUCAAUUUGUUCAACGUUCUUAUCUGGUUCAGACUAUUUCGAUACGUAUUUUUCGCAGAUAUUGAGAAAAUGUACAGACAGAUACAAAUACAUCCAGACGACUGGGAUUUUCAAAGGAUUGUAUGGAUUGAUCUCUUGGGUAAAUUUAUUAUAUUUAUUCUUCUUACCGUUACUUAUGGUCUGAAUUGUGCGCCAUUCUUAGCUUUACGUGCAUUCGAACAGUUGAUACGUGAUGAAGGACACAAGUUUCCUUUAGCUAUUCCAACGAUGAAAAAGAAAAGGUAUGUCGACGACUUCUUUGGAGGGGAAGAUACGAUACAAAACGCUCGUAGGGUCGUUGAGCAGGUAAAUAGUCUCUGCAUGGCGGGCGGUUUCCCGUUAAAGAAAUGGGUCAGCAACGAGCUAGAUAUUCUUAGCUCUAUUCCUGUCGAUCUACGACUUGAUAAGGCAUCAAUUCAAAUAGAAGAAUCCUCUAUAAUACAUACCCUAGGGUUGUCAUGGCAUCCAUCCAUUGAUCAAUUUAGAUUUACGUUGAAUCUUGAUGAGCCAAAAUUAAUCUCUAAACGUACUAUUCUUUCGACAAUUUCAAAAAUCUUCGAUCCAUUAGGAUUUAUUUCACCUAUCACCAUUUCUGGCAGAAUUCUCAUUCAGGAAUUGUGGGCUAGUGGACUCGGUUGGGAUGACGAACUUCCUACGGUCCUUCUUAACAAAUGGAAUCGAUUCAUAUGUCAAUUACAAGAAGCAUCCAGUUUCACAUUCCCUAGAUGGAUUGGGUUCAAUUCCACCGAUUCAUUUGAAUUACAUGGAUUUAGCGACGCGUCUCAGAAUGCAGCAGCAGCAGUGGUUUACUUACGUGCUUGUUCUACUGAUCAAUCUGUUACCAUCACUCUUGUAGCGUCAAAGACAAAGGUUGCACCUUUAAAAAGAUUAACUAUACCACGACUUGAACUUAUAGCAGCUGUAUUACUUGUCAAAUUAAUUCAGUCGAUUCUUCUUACUCUAGAAAAGCCUAAAUUACCCGUCUUUGCAUGGAUAGAUUCGCAAGUGGUUUAUCAAUGGAUUACCAAUCAUCCUUCUCGAUGGAAGGAGUUUGUACAUAACAGAGUUGUUUUUAUUCAGGAUACUUUACCGCAAUGCAAGUGGGGUUUAGUCCCAGGUGUACAAAAUCCAGCAGAUUUAGCUACAAGAGGAAUUUCUCCCUCACAAUUAAAUGAAAGUUCCAUGUGGUGGAGCGGUCCUGAAUGGUUGUCAAGCCCAAAUUCUGCGUGGCCACAAAUUCCUUCAUCCCUUAUUUCUGAGAAUUUAGAAGAACGCGAACACCGAAUUUGUGUUUUUGUAACUAAUCAGCAUCCGGAAGUUUGGGAUCUUCUCACAAAAUACUCGAACCUUACUAAGUUAUUACGAAUUACAGCCUUAUGUCGAAAAUUCAUUCGUAAAGCUCAUAAAGAUACUAAAUCUGAAUUAACUCCCUUUCUUUCAGUCAAUGAUAUCAAUAAUGAGAAAUAUUUUUGGAUCAAAAUUGUUCAACAAUUUUCAUUCUCACCAGAGCUUAAAAUUCUAUCGCAAGGACAUUCACUUCCUAAAUCGAAUCCCUUGACUAAACUUGCUCCUUACAUAGAUUCCAAUGGACUUCUACGAGUAGGUGGACGACUUCAACAAUCAUUACUUUCUAACGAAGCAAAACAUCCUUUCAUACUACCCAAAGAAUCUGCUUUUACUACUUUGAUUAUAGACGAUGCACAUUCUCGAACCCUCCACGGAGGAACUCAGUUUACGCUGUCAUUUAUUCGACAAACUUAUUGGAUUAUUAGAGGUCGGAUACCGGUAAAGUCUUUUAUUCUAAAAUGCGUCAAAUGUAUUAGAUUUCGGCAACAGCGAGCUCAGCAACUUAUGGGUCAACUCCCUGUUGAAAGAGUGGUUCCCGCUAGACCAUUUCUACAUUCAGGUGUAGAUUACGCUGGUCCAUUUACAAUUAAAACUUGGAGAGGAAGGAACGCUAAAACCUAUAAAGGUUACAUUUCAUUAUUUGUUUGUUUAGCAACUUCUGCGAUUCACUUGGAACUUGUUACCGAUUACACAUCUGAGGCCUUCAUUGCCGCAUAUAGAAGAUUCAUUUCCAGACGCGGUAUCUGUGCUACUCUCACUAGUGAUUGUGGUACUAAUUUUCAGGGAGCAGAUAAAGAACUCAAACGAUUGUUUUCUGCCGCAUCUGAUGAGUGGAAACAUAUAUCAUCCAGUUUGCUCAAUAACGGCACUCAAUGGAAAUUUAACCCUCCUUCGGCACCUCACUUCGGAGGAAAGUGGGAGGCAGGAGUUAAAUCAGUCAAAUACCAUUUAAAGCGUACAAUAGGGGAUACUUUGCUAACCUAUGAAGACAUGACUACUCUUCUAUUCCAAAUUGAAGCUGUUCUGAAUUCACGCCCUCUAUGUAGGUUGUCUGAUGAUCCGGAUGAUCUGUCCAUUUUAACACCAGGACAUUUUCUUAUAGGAGAAGCGCUUUCGACUCUUCCUGAACCUUCUCUAGCACUAGUUCAGAUUUCUCAUUUAAACAGAUGGCAACUGUUGCAACAGAAACUCGAAAAUUUCUGGUCACAUUGGUCUAAAGACUAUCUUCAGAGACAACUCUCAAUCUACAAGUGGAACCAAGUUAAUCCUUCGAUAGCUGUAGGAACUGUAGUUUUGAUUGUUAACGAUAAUUAUCCACCUUCUAAGUGGCCACUUGGACGAGUCAUAAAAACCCAUCCGGGACCUGAUGGUCAUACGCGAGUCGUAACAGUUAAGACUCAAUUCUCUGAACUUCAACGACCUAUUACCAAGAUAUGUCCUCUUGAUGUCAAUCAAACUCAGUUGUAA